CACCGAUGGCCUUUCUCUGCAGGUCACCCUGAGGGAAGUUUUUUAGUUAAGAGUAAGAGAAUGUUGAGGGAGAGCAGCCAGGUGGACCACAUGCUGCUGCUGCUGCUACUUUGAACAUUACUGUCUGGUUUAGUAAAUAAAGGUUAUGGUAUUUUACCUCAUUGGUCUGGGGUUGGGUGACCCCCACGAUGUGACAGUGCGGGGGUUGGAGGUCAUUAAGAAGUGUCAACGAGUCUACUUGGAAGCAUACACCUCAAUUAUCAGUGGUGGAAAGGAGGCAUUGGAGAAAUUUUAUAAUCGUGAGGUUAUUUUGGCUGAUCGGGAGCAGGUGGAGCAGGCAUCAGAUGACCUGUUUGUAGGUGCUGGGUCAAUUGAUGUUGCAUUACUGGUGGUUGGAGACCCACUUGGUGCCACCACACAUACAGAUCUGAAGCUGCGUGCCCACCAGUUGGGUAUUCCUGUUGAGGUCAAGUUACUUUUAUAAUUGCCUCUCUUAUGCCAUUAAUACUUCUAUCUUUACUUUCAUACAUUUAUUUAUUUUAAUUUAUAAUGCUAUUCUUUUUGAUUGUUAAUAAAAUCUGAAUUUAUUGAUAACAUAUGCUGUAAAGAUUAGGUGUUACUUUCAUUUUGUCCUUUAAUUGUUUCUGAAGCAUUUUCAUUAACAUGGUAUUAGUACAUUUUCUGCAUGUUACUAAAUUCUUAUAGCUUGUGGCUUAUCUUCUCAUAAUAUUGAAGCUACCAUGGCUUGCAUACACACACCUUCUAAACCUUCAGUCCAACAUUUCUGUAUCUUCCCUUUUAACAUAUCAAUUUCAAUUAUGAACACAAUGGCACUAUUACCAUGAGUAUAAUAUUAUGGCAAUCUAUCCUUUAAGUUCAUCAUUAAAUCACAUGACUUAUAUUUUACCGACCUUAACGCAGUAAUAAUAAUAAUAAUAAUAAUACAGUGGACCUCCGGAUAACGAUAUUAUUUCAAUCCAGAAGUCUGUUUGGGUGCCGUUAUAGACCGAAUUUGUUCCCAUAAGAGAUAUUGUGAAUUAGAUUAGUCUGUUUCAGACCCCCAAAAAUACCCCUACAAAAGCACUUACAAAAAUGCACUUACAUAAUUGGUCGAGUUGGGAGCUGAUUGUUAUGCGGGGGUCCACUGUAAUCUACAAGUACAUAAUACAACUGAUGCAGACCCUGCUGACCUCAUUGGCAUACUAUAUAGAAAUCUCCUGGUUAUGCAGAGCAUUUUGGGCAACUUAGAUUAAAGAUAAAGAUAAAAAAUUUUAUUUUGGUCCAAGUCAUACCAACACGUCGU
Cherax quadricarinatus is the source of this 1303-nucleotide messenger RNA. The record is from RefSeq and is a predicted model, not a curated record. Lineage: Eukaryota; Metazoa; Arthropoda; Malacostraca; Decapoda; Parastacidae.